GUUCCUGUAGCCGUCGUUCGGCCGCCCGUGCGUUCUCGCACGCAGUGUCCGUGCGGUGCCGACGACGCGCUAUUCUUCUUCGCCGCUAUCCGCCCGCCGCGUUUUGUUCCCGGUCCACGACACCGUCGGUCCAUCUCGCCGUUCGGCGCGUGAACACCGCAGGUGACCAUACCAAGAGGCUGUAGCGCAAACGGUCAGCGUUUAUGGUUGCCUUCGACUCACGUAAGUUCAAAACCGAACACCAUCAUCUGAAUCCGAACAUGUCAAGUUAAUAAGAAGAAUGUCUACAACUACUAGUCAAACACCUCCUGCUUCAGAGUUAGAAGAACUAGAGGCAGAAGUACAAAUAGGGCAAAUAGGGAUAUGGCCUGAUUGUGGUAUUAAGGACGUGUGGGCUCAUAAUUUAGAAGAAGAAUUUAAGUCAAUACGAAAACUAUUGCCAAAAUAUUGCUAUGUAGCAAUGGACACAGAAUUUCCAGGGGUAGUAGCCCGACCGAUAGGUGAUUUUAAGACCACUGCUGAUUAUCUAUACCAGUUGCUUCGUUGUAAUGUCGAUCUGUUAAGAAUUAUUCAAUUAGGGCUUUCUUUUUUUGAUGAAGAGGGUAAAACACCCACUGGUCCUUAUACAACAUGGCAGUUUAAUUUUAAAUUCAAUCUAAUGGAAGAUAUGUAUGCCCAAGACAGUAUAGAAUUGUUAACAAAUUCCAGAAUACAGUUUGAAAAACAUGAAGAGAACGGAAUUGAACCAUUGGUUUUUGCUGAAUUCAUAAUUACCUCUGGCUUGGUAUUGAUGGACAAUUUAAAAUGGAUGACAUUCCACAGCAGUUUUGAUUUUGGUUACCUGGUUAAAGUGUUGACUGACGAAAAACUGCCCCAAGAAGAAUCUGAGUUCUUUGAACUAUUUUCUCUUUACUUUCCUUGUGUUUAUGAUAUUAAGUAUCUUAUGAAGAGCUGUAAAAACUUGAAAGGUGGUCUACAGGAGGUAGCUGAUCAAUUGGAGUUGAAACGAAUUGGACCUCAGCACCAGGCUGGUAGUGAUUCCCUAUUAACAGGCAUGGCUUUUUUUAAAAUCCGUGAUUUGUACUUUGAAGGCAUGAUUGAUAGUAAAAAAUAUUGUGGUCAUUUGUAUGGUUUAGGUAUAACUACAUUAAACAAUGGCCAAUUUCGAUAUGAUAAUAAUGAUAUGCCACUUAAUUUUUAAAUUUCAAAAACUAAUUUUAUCUUUUUUUCAUAUUUACAUUAAUUUAUUUUCAGCUAUCAUAUAUUUUUUUUGUUGUCCACUUAUGCAAAUGAUACCAAUAUUAUAAGUCUUAACAUAGAGAUAUAAAUCAAAAGAUGUAAUAAAAUAUUGAACAUUUUAUCUUUUCACUGUUGAUUUAUUCUAU
Sipha flava (yellow sugarcane aphid) is the source of this 1385-nucleotide messenger RNA. RefSeq names its product CCR4-NOT transcription complex subunit 7 (gene Pop2). The coding region runs from base 281 to 1201 and encodes 306 amino acids. Gene Ontology annotation, cellular component: P-body; CCR4-NOT complex; CCR4-NOT core complex. The record is from RefSeq and is a predicted model, not a curated record. Gene Ontology annotation, molecular function: nucleic acid binding; poly(A)-specific ribonuclease activity. The transcript has 3 exons. Lineage: Eukaryota; Metazoa; Arthropoda; Insecta; Hemiptera; Aphididae.